Molecule: messenger RNA, 354 nt
Organism: Callorhinus ursinus (northern fur seal)
Lineage: Eukaryota; Metazoa; Chordata; Mammalia; Carnivora; Otariidae
Product: large ribosomal subunit protein eL34-like
Biological process (GO): translation
Cellular component (GO): ribosome
Molecular function (GO): structural constituent of ribosome
Source: RefSeq, a predicted model, not a curated record
AUGGUCCAGCAUUUGACCUGCUGUCGUAGGCUGUCCUACAAUACAGCCUCUAACAAAACUAGGCUGUCCCAAACCCCUGGUAAUAGAAUCAUUUACCUUUAUACCAAGAAGGUUGGGAAAGCACCAAAAUCUGCAUGUGGUGUGGGCCCAGGCCGACUUCAAGGAGUUCGUGCUAUGAGACCUAAAGUCCUUACGAGGUUGUCUAAAAUGAAAAAACACAUCAGCAGGGCCUAUGGUGGUUCCAUGUGUGCUAAGUGCAUUCAUGACAGGACCAAGCGUGCUUUCCUUAUUAAGGAGCAGAAAAUCAUUGUUAAAGUGUUGAAGACACAAACACAGAGUCAGAAAGCUAAAUAA